Messenger RNA from Ostrinia furnacalis (Asian corn borer), 2277 nucleotides. RefSeq lists its product as uncharacterized. The coding region runs from base 1 to 1977 and encodes 658 amino acids. NCBI's taxonomy places the organism in Eukaryota, Metazoa, Arthropoda, Insecta, Lepidoptera, Crambidae. The transcript has 13 exons. The record is from RefSeq and is a predicted model, not a curated record. Gene Ontology annotation, molecular function: heme binding; oxidoreductase activity, acting on paired donors, with incorporation or reduction of molecular oxygen; monooxygenase activity.
AUGAAAUACCUCUUCUUGACGGUAUACGAGAGCGGAGUGACAGAGCCGCCUCGUUGGACGCGCUCUCCUCUCGGCCACCAUCGGAAGAUCAGCGGCUCCCACUGCCCAGUCCACGGAGACGAGAGCAACGCCAUCUGGGCAGCGAUCCGAGCGCUGCUGCAAGACAACACACUGCUCCAGUGCUACGACAAAGCUUUUGACGACAUCGCUGCUGACGCUACACGAAGGCUAGGAGAUCUACGGCACGCUGAAAAUGCCUUAAACGAGGAGUUGGAGACAGAAGUAUACCGUUGGGCGCUAGAAACCAUUGGUGUGAUGAUGUUCGGAAUCCGCCUCGGCUGCCUGGACGGAGCCGCGCAUAUCCCUACAGCUGAUAACAAAACUCCCGAAAAGACUUCCCUAGACGACGACACCCCAGACCGAUGCUCUCUAUCCAAACGCUGCCUGGAAGAGCUAAGUCCAGCAGAGAGCCUGGUGCGAUACGCGAGAGAAAUAGCUGGUGGAAACUACCUAGUCAGGAGCGAGGCCACUUUGAAGAAGGACUCGCUAGUCUUCAACAAUGCCUUGAAAGCCCUUGACAGACAUUACAGUCUCACCGAAUUCUUCUUACAACAAGCCACUGCCGAGCUAAAGUCCGGGACUUUAAGACCUGAACAAGCGUUCCUGGACAAACUGAGGCCACUAGAGGGGAGGAUACUGCCGCUAGCCUCCGACUUUUUGCUGGCUGGGGUGGAACCGAUUGGUGUUAGGUAUGAAAACAAUAGAACGGAAAAGAAAAUAAGAGCAGGGAUCAUGAAGAAGGAUACAACGGCUUAUAAGUUCGCCAUUAGCAGCUUUCUGACGAUAAUAUCGCUUUGCAGUGUGCUAGGAGACCUACGGCACGCUGAGAAUGCUUUAAACGAGGAGUUGGAGACAGAAGUAUACCGUUGGGCGCUAGAAACCAUUGGUGUGAUGAUGUUCGGAAUCCGCCUCGGCUGCCUGGACGGAGUAGCGCAUAUCCCUACGGCUGAUAACAAAACUCCCGAAAAGACUUCCCUAGACGACGACACCCCAGACCGAUGCUCUCUAUCCAAACGCUGCCUGGAAGAGCUAAGUCCAGCAGAGAGCCUGGUGCGAUACGCGAGAGAAAUAGCUGGUGGAAACUACCUAGUCAGGAGCGAGGCCACUUUGAAGAAGGACUCGCUAGUCUUCAACAAUGCCUUGAAAGCCCUUGACAGACAUUACAGUCUCACCGAAUUCUUCUUACAACAAGCCACUGCCGAGCUAAAGUCCGGGACUCUAAGACCUGAACAAGCGUUCCUGGACAAACUGAGGCCACUAGAGGGGAGGAUACUGCCGCUAGCCUCCGACUUUUUGCUGGCUGGGGUGGAACCGCUGGUCCACUCAGCCCUCAGCAUGCUAUACCAGUUGUCCCUCCAUGCGGCACAACAACAAAGAGCCCACGACCAGGUCGCCUGGGCCAAGGAAUCUACUGACGCAGGAUUGGAGGCACCAGAACUGCCUUACAUAGAGUCCACAGACGCAGGGUUGGAAGCACCAGAACUGCCGUAUAUAGCGGCCUGUGCAAAGGAAGCGUUGAGGAUCCAUCCUGCUACUGGAGGAGUGGUCAGGAGAAGCAGAGAGGAGUUAGCUGUUGGAGGAUUUGAAGUACCAGCUGGGGUGGACAUAGUCUUAGCACACGGCGUGACCAGCAAAUCUGAGAAGCAAUGGGGACGCUCCAAAGCCUUCAUCCCAGAAAGAUGGUGCAACGAGGGUUGGGAGCCUUUAAAGGCUUCCAGAGCUCAUCCCCUAGCCUCCAUGCCUUUUGGGGACGCCUGUCCUGCAACAGGGGUAGUUGGGAAGAUGCUGACAUCCCUUGCCACGAGGGUGCUAGACAAAUACAGACUGGAAUGGCAUGGGCCUAUGCCCAAUAUCACUACCACAGGAGUCAAUAAGCUACAACCACCGUAUUACUUCGUCCUACAGAAUGCUGCUUGAAAUUCAUUUUGGAUGAUUCUGAAAAUAUUGUAAUUUAUAUUUUUUUGGACUUAUACGAGUACUUACAGUAGUACUAGUUAAACUUAGUGUGAGAUAUAUUUUGGCUAAUGAAAUUGUAAUCUGUGGUAAUUAUUUUAGGGCGACUAUUAUAAAAGAAACUAAUUUGAAAAAACAUCUAAAUAAAUAAUCUUCUAUGUAUCCGCCUAGAAUUAUUUGUUGUAGAAUUAAGAUUAUAAUUAAUCGAAUUAAAUAUUAUUGAUAGAAAUUAUUUUAAAUAAUAUAAUGUUCCUUUUUAAAAUU